GAGCUGGAAGCAGGUCGUAAGCGGGCGAGGCAACGUUUAAAAAUACUUCUGGGAAAAUAAUAAAAAAGAAAUCACUGGAGAGUCAUUUCAAUUACAACAUGGACGAUUUGGAGCAUAUCACAUCUGAGGAAAUUGAGGACGUACGAGUGGCAAUGGAGUCUGGUGGCGUAGAAAGGGCAGCAGCUGUAAUUCAGGCUCACUUGGAGUCCUUAGACAACGUACACCUGAAUAUUGCCAUCACUGGUGAAUCUGGAUCCGGGAAAUCCACCUUUGUGAAUGCCUUCAGGGGUCUCGAAGACGAACAUCCAGAGGCUGCACCCACUGGUGUGGUAGAGACCACUAUGGUGCCAACCAAAUAUACCUAUCCAAAGUUUGACAAAGUAUUUAUCUGGGACCUUCCAGGAAUAGGAACGCCAAAUUUUAAAGCUGACGAAUAUCUGGAAAAAGUGAACUUUAAAAUGUAUGAUUUUUUUAUAAUUAUUGCUUCAGAACGCUUCAAAUCUAGUGGUGUACAACUUGCCAAAGAGAUUCAAAAAAUGAAGAAAACAUUUUAUUUUGUCAGAUCUAAGAUUGAUGACAGCCUGAGGGCAGCAGAAAGGAAAAAAAACUAUAAUGAAAAGGAGACCCUUGACCUGAUCCAACAAGACUGUGUUAGAGGCCUACAGGAAUUCGACAUUUGCUCGCCCAAAGUCUUCCUGAUCUCUAGCUUUGAACUGAACCUCUAUGAGUUCCCAAAAUUGGAGGAGACCAUUGAAAAGGAACUCCCAAAGCACAAAAGACAUGUUCUGCUGCUCGCACUGCCAAAUAUGAGCGUUCAGGUCAAUGAACGAAAACGCGAAUCAUUUCGAGCCAAUAUCUGGAAACUCGCCACUGUGUCAUGUUUGGUUGCAGCUGUGCCCAUCCCAGGGCUGUCAGUUGCAUGUGAUGUUGCCAUCCUAGUCAAAGAGCUGAGAAAAUAUUACAAGGCCUUCGGUCUUGAUGACGAAUCUCUUCAGAAUCUAGCUAAGAGAGUCAAAAAGCCUGUCCAAGAGCUGAAAUCUGUGCUCAAGUCCCCUCUGACAGCAGAGAUUUCCAAGGAUGUUGUUAUCAACUUGCUGACCAAGUUUGCAACUGCAAGUCUUAUGAUUGUGGAAUACGCAUUUAGCACUAUCCCAGUUAUUGGGUCAGUCAUAGCAGGGAGUAUUUCCUAUAAAACAACAUCUAUGAUGCUUAACAGCUGCUUAAAUGAAUUGGCAGAUGAUGCAAGCAACGUCUUGAAAAAGGCCUUUGAAUCUGAAAUGUGAGGAAAAAGGGGUCAGAUUGUACUAGACGGCACAGUUCAAGGAUCCAUUAGGUGUGAAAAGCAGCACGACUGGCUAUUAUAGACAGUAAAAAUACCUACACAAUUAGCAACAAGAUUGAUAUUGGCAGUAGAAUUGUGUUUUAACAAAUUCACGAAAAGAUCACCAGGUCAUACCUACUAAAAAACACAUACAGACUAACCUUUUAUUAUUUCCAUUGGCUAUAAAUGAUUAAGAGCAACUGUCUUGCAUUCUUUGGCUUCUCCUAUUGCCUAAGUGGUCAGACAAUGGCCCUAUCUGAUAUGAUUUUCAGUUUCUAAUUCCAACUGGUGUUAAAAACGUAAAUUGCAUUGGUAGGAGAUAUCACUUGAAGGUUUCCUCAUGUCUCCCCUUGCAAAAUAUUAAUUUAGGUCUGUCAUAAGAAAGCAGAAUAAACAUUAUUAACUGUAAUGAUUAUAAGUAUCCAUCCAUCCAUUAUCCAUCCUGCUAUAUCCUAACUGCAGGGCGCAAGGCAGGAAACAGACCUCCGGCAGGGUGCUAGCCCACCGCAGAUGAUAAUAAGUAUUUAACUCACAAAAUACCAAUGACUGUAUUUUGUAUUAAUCAUGCUGCAGAGAACUAUAUGAUUUUAUACUUCUAUAUGAUUAGAUCUGCAUUUAGGUAGGAAAGGAAUUAUGUGUAUGCACAAAAUAUGAGACUGAUUUAAUUCUUCUAUGUGAAACAGAACACCCUGUGAUAUUAUGAAUCAAUGUGAUCGUUUUCUUCACUCUUGCUUAAAAUUAUAUGACAAAAAUUGUCAUUUAUGAAUUAAUAAAUAAGGAUUAUUAAUCUAAUCAAACAAAUAUAAUCUAAUGAAAAUAUUAAAGUUAUAAGAAUGUAAUCUCUUUAUAACUAAUGCAAUGAACUUAAAGAAAACUGCUUAAAAUGGGUUUGUACUGAGACGGGCACAUUCUUUAGAUAAUGUAGGUGCCUAGUACUGCUUUGUUUUUCUGUACUCCUAUGUCAUAAAUUAAGAUGUCCCCUAAUAUUUAUAGAUGACCUCAAAUUGAACUGUUAUUUUUUUUUCUGUUCUCUCUUUGGCUAAUGAACAAGCUAGGUGAUAAAAAGGGUGAACAGUUUUUUCUUGGGCCAGUCUGCCCAAAACUCAGAUCAGUUAGCUGAGCUGGGGGGGCAGUCUCACAAUCUCUCACCAGGAAUAAAAGAAUAAAUAUUAAAGAAA
Molecule: messenger RNA, 2499 nt
Organism: Erpetoichthys calabaricus (reedfish)
Lineage: Eukaryota; Metazoa; Chordata; Cladistia; Polypteriformes; Polypteridae
Product: interferon-inducible GTPase 5-like
Exons: 2
Coding region: 99-1283 (394 amino acids)
Cellular component (GO): membrane
Molecular function (GO): GTP binding
Source: RefSeq, a predicted model, not a curated record